GAACUCAGCCAGGGCGAACUCAAUGAGAUUAUCAUUGAAGAUUUCUGCACUAAUGAAUUGCUCUUAUAUAUUGCACAGCGAUCAAGUAAGCUUAAAAGGCUUCGGCUUGUAUCCUGCUACUGUGUUUCAAAUGACUGUUUGAGUAAAGCUGCCACCCAGCUUCCAUUACUCCAGGAUAUUCAAAUAUACUUCUGCGGUCUUUCUGUUGAAUUCAUCAAGACUGUGGGACGCUCAUGUCCCUUGCUCAAGUCAUUUACUUAUAACAAAGAUGGAUGUCGAGACGAAUUAGUGUGUGAUGAGGAAGCUGUAGCGGUUGCGGAGUAUAUGAAAGGGUUGCACCACCUCUCUCUGUUUGGAAGUAACAUGACAAAUAAAGGUUUGCGGGCAAUAGUUGAUGGUUGCCCUCAUCUUAAAUCUCUUGACUUGAGAAGGUGUUUCAACGUUGCUUUGGAAGCAGAUUUGUUGGAAAAAUGUUCUAAGCAAAUUAAAGAUCUAAAGUACCCUCAUGAUUCAAUUUGCGACUAUGAAUUUUCUGAUUAUGUCGAGGCCUAUGACGAGUUACAGUAUGCAAUGGGCUUUUCUGAUGAAGGUUAUGACUUUGAUGAUGAGUAUGAUGAGUAUUUUGAUUAUGACGACUAUACUGAUCCUUUUAGUCACGAGUACUUUGAAAAUUUUGAUGACUAUCCAAAUGUACCACCGGAGUGGUUUAUGUAAAAGGAGUACAUGAUGGCCUUUCUAAUGUGCUGAUGUUGGUGCGGGUUUUCACCGAUUCUGGGUUAUCUCCUAGCUGCUGCUGCUGCUUGUCCCGUAUAAUAUUGAUCAAGAAUGUGUUCUCUCAUUCGCUUAAUUCAUCCUAUCUAGGUUGCUACUUCUGUUUUUGGGAUUUAAUUAUGCUCUGUCGUGAACAUCAACGUGGUCUCUUAAGAACUGCAUUCUUCAGUCUUUUAUGAUUGUGUUCUUUUUAGUCUUGUGUGAAAAAAUUAGUGAUCUUUUCAGCACAUUAAAUAAUACUAGUGGUCUGUGACUAGUAUUUGAUUAGCAGCAGCUUUGGCCACAGGCAAUUUGUAAGAAAGGAAAAGUAAACCUUGAAGGUCAUCGGUAUCGGUCCAACAGUGGGGCAGUAAGCGUUAUACGGAGCAUUAGACUUUGAUCAAUGUGAAUUGGCAAUAGCCAUGAAGGGCAUUGCAAUGCAAAGCUGCUCUGUUCGAAAUCGUAUUUGCGCAGUCUCCAAUCACACCUCAUGCCCUGUAGAACUUUUUUACUUCAUUCCUCUAUUAUAAUUUUGUGAAGUAUGACUGCCACAUUUAAGAAUAAAGUAAAUAUUGUGUGUAAUUAAUGUUUCUGGAUAGCAGAGAAAUAUUAGGAAUCACAAAGUAAAGUAAGAAAUAAAAUAAUUGUGUAAUUUUAAUGUUGCACGAACACUUGUAUUUUGGAUUUUCUUCACAUGAUCUAAAAAUUGUUUAAUUAGAG
Molecule: messenger RNA, 1470 nt
Organism: Cuscuta europaea
Lineage: Eukaryota; Viridiplantae; Streptophyta; Magnoliopsida; Solanales; Convolvulaceae
Source: the annotation of a GenBank genome assembly